AUGUGGGCUUCUUUCGUCGCCCUCUGUGUCCUGUUUGACAGGAUCGCUACGUGCGUGCCAUCGGGUGACCAGAUACGCUCUGACACCAAGGCCGGCUUGGACGAUGAGACGCGCCAAUAUAUUGAGGCCUUGCUUGAGCGUUCCCACGUGCCAAGUCUAUCGGUCGCGGUCCUGAAGGGCAAUGAAACCUAUCUCGACGCAUUCGGCCAUGCUAUUCUUCCCGAUACGCUGGCUACUCCGGACACACUGUACUAUGUUGGGUCCUGUUCUAAGUCCUUCACGGCUGCGUCUGUGCUCUAUGCACUCAACAACUACAAUAAAGCACACGACGCUAUGUUGACUGUUGAAAGUAGCUUACAAAGUAUCUUGGGGGCAGAUUUCGCGAUGCCCGACGAUUAUGCAACUUCGCAUGCCACCAUCAAAGAUGCUGCGUCACACAGGUUAGGCCUUCCUCGGUGCGAUGUCUCGUAUGGUGGCAAGGGAUUCACGGCGGCGGAUGCGGUCAGGAGCCUCCGACACCUCCCCAUGUUGGCCGAGUUCCGUGAUCGAUGGAGCUACUUGAACCUCGGUUACACGGUUCUCCAGCAGGUGGUGCAAACGCUCAGUGGACGGUGGAUUGGCGAUGUGCAUCGGGAAGCGAUCUGGGAACCUUUGGGCAUGGAAUCUACGGUCGUGAACCUCACGGACGCCUUGGAGCUAGACCGGGCCGGCAAAGCAAAGUUCUCCUACGGCUAUUCAUAUAACCCUCUGACAGAGAGUUUCGAACGUCAAUCAUGGUCAGAUUCCGAGCUUGUCGGCCCUGGAGGCGUUAUCACUAGUGUCAAAGAUCUCGCGAAAUGGGUACGGGCUUUCAUGGAGGGAGGCAGCUCACUCCCCUUCAGCCCAGAGGACUUCGCCACGCUCACUACUCCGAUUAUGGUCCAGAACGCAGGCCAGCCGUUCGGGCACACGAGCCCAUUGCUCUAUGCCAUGGGCUGGAUGCCGUUGACUUACCGAGGCGAACGGCUUAUCCUGCAUGGUGGUGAUGUCGCGGGCUAUAGCGCGAUUAUGGCGUUCAUGCCAGACCGGCAAUGGGGCAUUUCUAUCCUAACGAAUUCGGAUGCGACCGGAGGCAUAGCCGUGAACGCCGUAUUUCUGAAGCUCAUGGACGACUUUCUAGGAGUCGAGCAGAGUGACAGGGAAGAUAUUGAAAAGAGCACGACUGACAGGAUCAAUUUCGCACUAGUGGCGUGGCAGGCGAGCCGGCAGACCUUCUUCCCCAGCAUACCGGAUCCGCCAGUCCCCAGGAACUUGCCAGUCGAAAAAUACGUGGGUCGUUACUGGAAUGAUGGAUUCCGGGAGAUGGAGCUCAAGCUCGCCCCUCCCCGAAACGAUACUCCUGUUCGAAACCGCACUGAGCCUGUCCUGCGGGCAGACUGGCAGAGGUGGCUCAACAUGACACUGGAGCUCGAGUGGAUUUCGGGAGAGCAACAUCUCGCGUGGGGCAACACGGAGGUUUGGUCUCUUCUAGGGUUUGCGGUGCCGGCUGAAUUCAAGAUCGGAGACGACGGCGAGGUGAAGAGUGUGGGAAUAUUCCUUGAGCCAGCGUUGAUUCCACAAGGAACUAUGAUCUGGUUUGACAAGACAGAUGGUGAUGAUGGUGAGAGUAGUCAGCAAGGGCAAGAUCUCUGGCAGGUCCGUCAGAAGCGCGUCAGCUGGCAGCACUACCGUCAGACGCUAAGCACUGGAGCUGUGUGUCGGCGAAGCCAACAUAAGCCACAGAACGUCACGGACAGCAGCUCUCAAGCCAGGCGAGGCCAUCUUAGCACGACCUUCAAUCCAGAGCGAUUCCUUGCUGGGUCAGUACCGAACGUCAUCACAGGUGAAGCCAAGAUGACUUGGAUCUCAAAAGCCACCACAACAUUCGGGCUGCUACUGCUCGCACAUGCCUGCUACUCGGCACACGAGCACUCGGCCCUGCAAGCCCACCGCGCGGCCUCCCUUGCCUCCCUGACCGCAUCGCAAGCCGGCGUCGCCACGUCGCUCCCGAUCGACAUCGCGAUCGAGACCGUGGUCGCAACCUUCAUCGUAGUUCUGGGUCUUGUGCUGGGGACUGCACAGCUUCGGCCGAUCCGAUGGCGCGUGUGGGCAGGCCAGAUUGAGCGGGAAGGGGAGGAGGCCUUCAAGGAUGCCGACGGGGAGAUCGCCAGGGACUACAUCGGAAACCCGUUUAAGUUGUUGGAAUCGCGGCCGGGUUUCGUGGAUAUCAGGAAACAGAGACAGGAGUUCGCGGACUGGGUGAAGAGUCAGUGA
Neoarthrinium moseri is the source of this 2292-nucleotide messenger RNA. RefSeq lists its product as uncharacterized. The record is from RefSeq and is a predicted model, not a curated record. NCBI's taxonomy places the organism in Eukaryota, Fungi, Ascomycota, Sordariomycetes, Amphisphaeriales, Apiosporaceae. The transcript is spliced from 4 exons. Bases 1 to 2292 code for a protein of 763 amino acids.